This is a messenger RNA of Ailuropoda melanoleuca (giant panda), 2981 nucleotides long. RefSeq names its product shisa family member 7 (gene SHISA7). Gene Ontology annotation, cellular component: postsynaptic density; AMPA glutamate receptor complex; dendritic spine membrane. The record is from RefSeq and is a predicted model, not a curated record. NCBI's taxonomy places the organism in Eukaryota, Metazoa, Chordata, Mammalia, Carnivora, Ursidae. Gene Ontology annotation, biological process: regulation of short-term neuronal synaptic plasticity; regulation of AMPA receptor activity.
CCCGGGGGCAGCACGGCCUACGUGGUGUGCGGGGUCAUCAGCUUCGCCCUGGCGGUGGGCGUCGGCGCCAAAGUGGCCUUCAGCAAGGCGUCCCGUGCGCCCAGGGCGCAUCGGGAGAUCAACGUGCCCAGGGCUCUGGUGGACAUUCUGAGGCAUCAGGCGGGGCCUGGGAACCGCCCGGACCGGGCAAGAAGCAGUUCCUUGACCCCGGGGGUCGGGGGCCCCGACAGCAUUCCCCCGAGGACGCCCAAGAACCUCUACAACACUGUGAAGCCUCCCAAUCUCGACUGGCGCGCUGCUCCGCCACCCAGCCCCUCCUUGCACUACUCUACGCUCUCCUGCUCACGGUCCUUCCACAACCUCUCACAUCUGCCCCCGUCCUACGAGGCUGCUGUGAAAUCCGAACUCAACCGCUACUCCUCCCUCAAGAGACUGGCUGAGAAGGAUCUGGACGAGGCCUACCUGAAGCGCCGGCACCUGGCUGAGAUGCCCCGCGGGACGCUGCCCUUGCAUGCCCUUCGGCGACCCGGCACAGGGGGCGGCUACCGCAUGGAUGCCUGGGGCGGCCCUGAGGAGCUGGGCCUGGCGCCCGCGCCCAACCCGCGGCGUGUCAUGUCCCAGGAGCACCUGCUGGGCGACGGAGGCCGGUCGCGCUACGAAUUCACCCUGCCGCGCGCACGCCUCGUGUCGCAGGAGCACCUGCUCCUGUCGUCGCCCGAGGCCCUGCGCCAGAGCCGGGAGCACCUGCUGUCGCCCCCGCGCAGCCCCGCGCUGCCUCCGGAGCCUGCCGCCCGCGCGGGCCUGGCCGCUUCCCAUUCCAACUUGCUGCUAGGACCCGGGGGGCCCCCCACGCCGCUCCACGGGCUGCCCCCGCCGCCUGGCCUGCAUGCGCACCACCACCACGGCCUGCACGGCUCCCCGCAGCCUGCCUGGAUGUCGGACGCCGGCGGGGGAGGGGGCACGCUGGCCCGUAGGCCACCCUUCCAGCGCCAGGGCACGCUGGAGCAACUGCAGUUCAUCCCCGGCCAUCACCUGCCCCAACACCUGCGCACCGCCAGCAAGAACGAGGUGACGGUCUGAGGCCAGGCCCGGGGGCUUGGGGGCUGCAGCCCCGCGGGCCCCCAUCCCAGCCUGGAUCCCCCAACACACUCUAGGGGCCUGGGACCCAGGAUCAGCCUGUGGGCAGGGGGCUGCCUCAGAGGACACUGCUUUGGAUGAAAUCGUCACCGGAGACAAAAACUCCUUCUGGGAUGUCAUGGUAGAUAAGAUCCCUCUUCCUAUGUCACUGUUUGAGGCAAGGCCUCUUUCCCAUGACGUUAUCGCAGAGGAAGAGCCCUGCCCAUGACGUCAUCACUAGUGAAAAUGUCUGUGUUCUGUGAUGUCGUCACAGGGACAAAACCUUCUUCCAAUGAAUCCAUUACAGAGGAACAGGCCCACCCCUGAGGUCAUCGCUAGAGACCACGUCUCUUUUCCAUGAAGUCAUCACAGACUUUCUCCCUGUGAUGUCACAGCAGAGACAAUGCCUUGUCCUAUGACAUCAUCCCUAGAGACAAAGAUUCCUUCCUGUGAAUGUCAUUGCAGACAAAUCUCACCCUGAUGAUGUCAUCUCCGGCACCAAAAGGCCUCUUUUGACAUCAUCAACAGCAGGAAAAUAUUUUCUUCCAGAGAAGAUGUCUCUGUCUAUGAUGUUGUCACUACAGACAAAGCCAUCUUCCUGGGACACAUUGCAGGGGAAGGCCUUGCCAACUUUGUCCUCCCUAUACGUUAAGACCUUUCCACGACACUGUCACAGGGACUCUGCCUCCUUCCUGUGAUGCCAUCUCCAGAGAAGGUGCCUUGCCCUAUGACAUGAUAAGAGGGACUGUGCCUCUUCCCAUGAUGUCAUCACCAGGGAUGACAGCCCGCUUCUGGGACACCUCCAGGAUGAGGCCCCUUCUACGAUCUCACCUCUGGACACUGCCUGUUCUGGGGUGAUGCUCUAAGACACCUCUAUGCCAGGUCAUGAGAAGGCAGGGCAUGCCCCGAACCCACUGCUACCCUGGGGUCACCAGAGAAAAGUGCCCUGACCUGAGGAGUUGUCCGAGGGAAUGUCACCACUGGGGAGGCAACCCCAUCUGCAGAGGUCUCCACCGAGAUGAUGGUCUGACUGUAGGUUGUUGGCAGUGGGCCCCCUCUGAGGUUCUGUCCCAAAGCUGUGAUGUCAUCACCAGAGACACUGCCUGCUCUGGAGGGCCAUCACUUGUGAUGGUGUCACCAGAGUUUCUGCUUUGUCCUGCCAUGACUUAACUUGGUCACUCCUUUCCCUGACACCAGGGACAUGCCCUGCAGGAUCUCCACCAGACCUUCCCUCUAAAGGGGGUUGGGCCUCAGAGCCCACCCUGUGCAGUGAUCUCGCCUCCUGUGUGACUCCUGGAGGACAGGACUCCCAGACUGGCUUCUGCUCCCAAGAAGGCCACUCUGGCCCACCAGCCUCCCAGAGUCCUGGGACUCAUAGUGGCCCAAAGGCUGGCAUCACUUCUGCCAUAACUAGAGACAUCGUCGCCUCUGUCAACAAACUCCUGGCUUCCUGUUGGGGGUGAGGUGGGAUGGGGUUGGUUGGGGUGUGCCCACUAUUGAUUUUGCUGAUGAUAUCAUCAGUACCAUAAGACUUCCACCACUCAUGAUGGCAUUGUACCUGGGGUCAAAUGCUAACCAUGCCUGAUGAUGACAUCAUUUCCCAGGAUUCCCUAUGACCCAUGGUGUCUUCAUCUCCCAGGAUCUACCACAACCAUCGUAUCAUCAUCUCCUAGGAUGCAUUAUGACAUAUUAUGUCAUUACCUUCCAGAAUCCUCUAUGGCUUGAUGGUAACAUCCUCUACCAGGAUCCACUAGUAUUGAUGCCACCAUUUCCCAUAGUCCCCCAUAAUUGUGGUGUCAUCACCUCCCAGGAUCCACUUCAACCAUGGUGUCAUCACCUCCCAGGAUCCACUUCAACCAUGGUGU